AUGAGGAUUGUGAGAAAACUGUGUAUCUUAGUAACGGCUGUUUGUUACUUGGAUCACAAGACACUUGUAUUGUGUGAUGGUGUCAAACGAAUAGGUAUUACAUACACAAAUGCAAAAGAAUUUAAAAGUGAACUGAGUAACUUUCAAUAUAUUUUUUUAAACGAAAGUGACGAUAACAAUUAUGUAGACAGUUCUGAUGUAGGAGAUUUGGACAUAGGUGACAAUAUAUAUUUUUAUAAAAGUUUCACUAAAGUGAUCAAUUAUUUUAAAUAUAGAAUUCCAACAAAUAUUAAUUUCAUAUUUGAACAUAAUGAUGGGGAUUUGGUUUUGUUAAAAAAUAAUAAAAAGGGAACCAUUUGUAAAAUCAAUAAUUUAUUUUACAGUGAAUCAGGAAUAAAAUAUUUAGAUAAAAAAAAUAAUCACUAUGUGAAGAAUGAACCAUUUACUAUAAAAAAAAUUAGUAAGUACAGUUUCGAUGAUGACGAUGAUAAUGAUGAUGAUGAUAAUAAUUAUGAUGGAUAUGGUGGCAGUGAUGGAUCUGGUAUCCACGGUGGUUUAUUUGAUGCAGAAGGAAAUUAUAAUCAAUUUAGUGGAGGUGGAGGCAUAAAGUAUAAUACAGGUAGGAAUGAUAACGAUGAUUAUAAUGACUAUGAUGAUUACAAUUUUGUAAAGAGAGCUACGAUAUGUGAUACUAGGAUCAUGGAUGGUAAUAUCACAGAGAAUGGUGAAAAAUUCAUGCCUCAAAAAUUUCUGUGUUAUCCAUCAAGGAGAAGCAGAAAUGAAUUGAAAGCAGUUUUUUUAAAAAAUGAGGAAUACAAUAAAUACUUCGAAUUAAGUUUAUCCUAUAUGAAGAAAGAGAAUAAUAUAUUGUUAAAAAAAAUAGCAAGUUAUUUUAACAGUUUGGUAAAAUUAGAAUUUGAGAGUAUAAAUAUAGCAUAUUACAUUUAUAACAAAACAAUUGUAUGUAACUUUAAAUAUUAUAUGAAUGAUAUAUUUAAAAAGGAAAGUAAAAAUAAUGAACUGGAAGAUAGAUAUUUAAAAUAUAAUGAUAGCCAAGUAACUUCGAAUAAUAAUUUUUUAUAUAAUACUAUACCUCAAUAUAAAUAUCAGCUAGGAGAUAAUAACAUUUUAUGGAAACAUUCCAAUAAAGAUUUGAUAAAGAAGAGUUAUAAAAAAUGUCAUACAGUGUUUUUUAAUGAAAAUGAAUUUAACAAUUGUUACAGAAAUGGAAAUUAUGUAUAUGAGAUGUCUUUUUAUAAAGACACAACAAUUAAGCAUUUAAAAAAAUCACAAAUUAAAAAUAUAUCUUCUCUUGGUAGGUAUAUCAUUAUGUAUUAUCACAAUAAUGACUAUGUAACUAUUUUGAAAGAUUUCUCCACUUAUGUUUAUUUUACUGUGAAGAACAUUUUAGAUAUUAUAUUAUUUGAAGAUCAGGAAAAUGAACUUGGGUUCUAUUACAUUUCUUUUGAUAAGAGUAAACAGUUAGUACACCUUUUCAGAUGUGAUCUAAAUUCAUACAAAAUAAAUUGCAGACAAAUUUCUUUCAUUCCUUAUGAAAGCAUAGUACAUGAUAUUGAACCUGUGGCAUAUAUGUCAACCAUUCAAAAUCAUGAUAUUCCCAUCAUUUUUAUAAGUACAAAAACGAAAUUGUGGAAAGUAUAUAAAGAUAAGGAUGGAUAUUACAAUAGAAAAAUAAUUGAUUAUGUCAAAAAUCCAAGUGAAGAAUAUAUAGGACACAUUAAUUGUUACAUUGUUCAGUCUAAGUAUGAACGUAAACUACUUUAUAAAUAUUUAAAAAAUGUAACAAAUAUGGAGGAAAAUAUCGUUGCAUGUUCAUACUUCAAGCACUUUGUCAAUUCUGAAAACUCUCUUUUUAUCAGUUUUAUUGAAAAUAGUCACUUCAUUCAGCGAACCUACCACGUGAUACGAGACAAAAAUAUCAUUAUUUCCAGCGGGAAUAUCAAGUUGACAAUUGAGAUAAAUGAACUGUUAGACAUAUUUAUGCUUUUCUUCAUAAUCAUGUGCAUCAUUCUCAGCGUUUACAUUAUAGUACGCCUCUUGUUCACGAACAAAUCGAAAGUGGGGAAAAUGAAGCAUCACUUCUUCGAUGAUACUAAGAAUAGCUGCCCGUCCACUGUUGAUCAAUGA
Molecule: messenger RNA, 2148 nt
Organism: Plasmodium gonderi
Lineage: Eukaryota; Apicomplexa; Aconoidasida; Haemosporida; Plasmodiidae
Exons: 2
Coding region: 1-2148 (715 amino acids)
Source: RefSeq, a predicted model, not a curated record